Oryzias melastigma (Indian medaka) is the source of this 1445-nucleotide messenger RNA. RefSeq names its product serine and arginine rich splicing factor 5b (gene srsf5b). Lineage: Eukaryota; Metazoa; Chordata; Actinopteri; Beloniformes; Adrianichthyidae. Gene Ontology annotation, molecular function: mRNA binding. Gene Ontology annotation, cellular component: ribonucleoprotein complex; cytoplasm; nucleus. The record is from RefSeq and is a predicted model, not a curated record.
GUCAUAUUGACGUCAUAACCGGCUAGCUGCGUCCGGAAAAUCUCUUUAAAAUCAGUUUUUUUUACACCAGAACAUUUAUUCUUAAUAAAUAAAUCCAGUCUUCUUCAUUUCGGGGAUGAAUUUUCACGUGAACAUUUUCCCGCCGCUCUCCAGCUUUGUUCUUCUCUGCAGCCUUACGUCACAGGUCACGUGCUCUCCCUAAACCGAGGCUCCAUUUUGUUUUUGUCAUCUUCGCGGGAGCAUCACAUCGAUCCUUCCAGGUCGUCUGCAGUCUCCGGGAUGAGCGGGUGUCGCAUCUUCAUCGGCCGCCUGAGCCCGUCCGCGCGGGAAAAGGACGUGGAGCGGUUCUUCAAAGGCUACGGUCGCAUCCGGGACAUCGACCUGAAGCGGGGCUUCGGCUUCGUGGAGUUUGACGACCCCCGAGACGCCGAGGACGCCGUGUACGAGCUGGACGGCAAAGAGCUCUGCAAUGAGAGGGUGACCAUCGAGCACGCCCGCGUGCGCCUGCGGGCGGGCCGCGGGCGCGGUGGUGGUGGCGGCGGCGGCGGCGGGCGAUUCUCUGACCGUUACAGCAGAGGCUCCCAGAACAGCCGCAGCCGGAACCCCCCUCCCAUGCGGACGGAGAACCGUCUGGUGGUGAAGAACCUGUCGUCGCGCGUCAGCUGGCAGGACCUGAAAGACUUCAUGAGACAGGCCGGAGAGGUGACCUUUGCUGACGCCCACCGCCCCAAACUCAAUGAAGGCGUGGUGGAGUUUGCGUCCUACAGCGACCUGAAGAACGCGCUCGACAAGCUUUCGGGGAAGGAGAUCAACGGCAGAAAGAUCAAGCUCAUGGAGGCGUCCAAGAAAAGGUCCAGGAGUCGCUCGCGCUCCGACAGCUCGUCGCGGUCCCGCUCACGUUCCCGCGGCCGCUCCCCGUCUCGCUCCCCCAGGCGCUCCCGCAGCCCGACCAAGGCCCACCAGCGCUCCCGCUCCCGCAGUGCCUCUCCUGCGGGGGGCGCCUCAACCCCCAGCCCUAAAGAUGCUAACAAACACUCCUCCAAGACCAGCAAGUCUGUGACGCCCACGUCCCCCCCCCUUGCCCAGAGGGCGUCCCCCUCCCGCUCACGGUCCCGCUCUCGUUCACGCUCUCGCUUUGGGGGGGGGGGGGUCUGAAUCCUAAAUAUCAUGUAAGCUUCUUGUUGUUGUUGUUUAUCCCCCCUCCCCCCCCGGUUCUUGCCAGUGAGCUCUGCCAAGGCCCGUUUUCCGACAGUCAGCUGUGGGGGCGGGACUUUUGCACGUUUCCACAACAGUCCACAGCAUCAUCUGGAUCUGGACCCACGACACCUCACACACCCCCCCACUCAGAAAGUGACCGUUGUGGAGCUUCGUUUGGGUUUUUUUGUACAACAGAGCCGUUUUCCUGGUUUCAAACUGUAGAUCAAUAAACCUGUUUGACUAAACAA